Messenger RNA from Diversispora eburnea, 627 nucleotides. The record is from the annotation of a GenBank genome assembly. Lineage: Eukaryota; Fungi; Glomeromycota; Glomeromycetes; Diversisporales; Diversisporaceae.
AUGAAUCUUGGAUCUAUCAAGGUUCCUUUUCCACCACCUGUAAAACCUCAAGAUUUUAUUAACAAUGGAGGAAGAAAAUUUAAGACAAUUUCAAAUAGAAGUCUUAACGCAUUUUUUAUCUAUAGAAGAGCUUACCUUGAUCAACUUCGUGUUCAUGGUAUUAAAGCAAAAAUGACUGAUGUUUCUCCAUUUAUUAGUUCAUCUUGGAAAAACGAACCUUCAUUCGUAAGAGAUGCGUACAAAGAAAUUGCAUGUCAGGUGGAAAUAUUAUUGAAAGAUAUUAAAAAAAAGAAAGAUAAUGAACAAAAGAUAGCAGCAAGUUCAACGAUUCAACAACAACAACCACCAUUUCCUCGAUAUAAUCAAGGGAUUGCGUACAUUUCUGAAAAUCCUUAUGAAUAUAAAUUAUCCACCGUGAAUACGACAAAUAUUUCAAAUGUUUCAAAUGUUUCGACAAAUCUCUCAAAUCCCACAAAUUUUAACAAUGAUUCCUUUAACCAAUUCCAUGGUGGGGUUGGUAGCCCUAAUCUUGAUGAACAAUUAACAUUGUUCCACCAUAAUGAAUCUAUGUUUUACGAUAAUAAUCUGGAUUCACAAUAUAACCUUAACGAAUCCGAAUCACAGUAA